AUGCUCGUCGGCGGCCACUUGGACCCUCGACGUCGACGCCCUCGCCCUCCGCCCUCGCCCUCCGCCCUCGCCCUCCGCCCUCACCCCAAUCGCCCGCCCAAUCACCCGCCCCCCUCCGCCUCGACACGCACACGCACAAUGGCACUGCGGCUCGCUGUCAGCCGGCCAUUGGCCUCGGCCGCCCGCUCGACGGCCGCCCGCGCCUUCUCCGCCACCGCGCUGCGGGCCAAGGAGAUCGCAGGCGGGAACACGGAGACGCCCAACAUGCGCUACGCCCCGCGCAACCCGCCCGAGCCGCUCAAGCGCGCCCUCGUCAACCCCGUCGACGCCCUGCGCGCAAAGGGCGACGCCCUGCACACCUACGGCAACUACCUCAUGUCGUGUCUGCCCAAGUACAUCCAGCAAUUCUCCGUCUGGAAGGACGAGCUCACCAUCUACAUCCCCCCCGCCGCCGUCCUCCCCGUCUUCUCCUUCCUCAAGAACCACACGGCGGCCGAGUACACGCAGAUCUCAGACAUCACCGCCGUCGACUACCCCACCAAGGACCAGCGCUUCGAGGUCGUCUACAACAUGCUCUCCAUCCGCCACAACGCCCGCCUGCGCGUCAAGACGUACGCCGACGAGGCCACCCCCGUCCCCUCGCUCUGCGACCUCUACGACGGCGCCAACUGGUACGAGCGCGAGGUCUACGAUCUGUUUGGCGUCUUCUUCGUCGGCCACCCGGACCUCCGCCGCAUCAUGACCGACUACGGCUUCGACGGCCACCCCCUGCGCAAGGACUUCCCCAUGACCGGCUACACCGAGAUCCGCUACGACGAGGAGAAGAAGCGCAUCGUCGUCGAGCCCCUCGAGAUGACCCAGGCUUUCCGCAACUUCCGUGGCGGUUCGGCCGCGUGGGAGCAGGUCGGCCCUGGUCAGGACACCACUCCCGAAAACUUCAAGCUGCCUACACCCAAGCCGGAGCCGCCCAAGGAGGGCGAGCAGAAGAAGUAG
This is a messenger RNA of Ascochyta rabiei, 993 nucleotides long. RefSeq lists its product as uncharacterized. The record is from RefSeq and is a predicted model, not a curated record. The transcript is spliced from 4 exons. Lineage: Eukaryota; Fungi; Ascomycota; Dothideomycetes; Pleosporales; Didymellaceae. Gene Ontology annotation, molecular function: NADH dehydrogenase (ubiquinone) activity. Bases 1 to 993 code for a protein of 330 amino acids.